AUCGAUGAGCUAAGCGCUGAGAAUAUGAAUGUGCCCAAUGCGGGGUUAAUUUGUAUCGAUAGACAUGUGUUUUCUUUGAGGGAAGGUUCGUAUAGGCAGGUUAGUUUACAUCCAAAAUUUUGACCAAGAGAUUAAGUGAAUUGUUUUGGGGUCAUGAAGAAAUUAUUUGGAACUUUAAGGAACCAUUGGAAGAAAUCAACAUUAGGGGUUGCAGUAUUGGCAUAUGGGAUAAAUUAUGGGUUGAACUCAUUUGAACUAGGUUCAAUGAUGAGAACAGUCUGUGCCGAAGCAGUUAAACACGGUGACAGACCAAUCUCAGAUGGUAAACCUCGCCGCAUCACCGUAAUUCUCAAUCCAGCCUCCAAUAACAGGAAAUCCAAGAAAAAUUUUGAGAAUUACUGUGCUCCUUUAUUAUAUCUUUCAGGAGUUUAUGUUUCUGUUAUUGAAACAGAAAGAGAAGGCCAUGGCCGAGACAUCAUUAAAAAAAUUGAUCCGAAGACAGAUGCUGUGAUUGUUGCUGGAGGAGAUGGAACUUUAUCAGAGAUAAUAACCGGAUUAAUGAGAUAUAAAGGUGAACUGUGUAAAAUACCAAUUGGUGUGCUUCCUCUAGGGAAAACGAAUACUCUUGCUAAACGAUUAUAUGGUGUCGAAGACUGUGUUUCAUAUACAGGAAUGGUAAAUGCAACAAUGGCAAUAAUCAAAGGGAAUACUAAAACUAUUGAUGCUUUCAGAAUAGAACUUUUACAGAGCACGGAAGUAGAAGCAAGACCUCCUGUUUAUGGAGUUAGUGGAAUCGAAUGGGGUUUGUGGCGCCAUGUAAAAAAGCAAAAGGAUGCUUUCUGGUAUCUUGGGCCGUUUGGAAAAUAUGCCCCUCUCAUAUUUCAUGGGAAUGCUUUAGAAAAGGAAGUUACGGCAAAAGUUCGAUACACCAAACCUUGCUCUGGUUGUUCCGACUGCUACUCUCAGAGACCAGAUCUUAUGCUUCAAUCUUCUUCUCAGCAACAAGUCGGUUCCAGAUGGUGGAAUGUGCUAUCACUUAAAAAUAGACGUCUUCAAAAUCAAGGAAUGCAGGCUGUUGAUUACAGUAAAAUUACCAAUCCAGAAUGUAGCAGAAUUGAAGAAAUAUCUGUAAAAACGUCUGACUUGUCUGUCGUAACUUCAAAUGAUCCAUUUGUUGAUCUUAACAAAGAAAAACCCCAUCUGCUUCUUUCUAUAGCUCCAAAAACAAAAUAUCAGGGCCAACUUCUGUUCGAUGGUUACAAAUUCUUGAAUGAAGGAAAACCAUCGAUAGGAAAAAUAGAAAUGAAACAACUUGAAAUAAGACCUGAGACAGCGAAAACAGAAGGCGAUGAAGAAAAUCUUUCUAUAGACAAUGAAGACUUCGAAGUUCGGCCAAUAAGGGUCACUGUGUUACCAAAUGCAGUCAAUGUGUUUUGUCCAUAGUUAUUUAUUACUAUUUAAAAAAAUUAAGAUUAUAAAAAAUAUAAAUAAUUUUAAAUUAAUAUUUGUUUCAUUAUAAUGAAGUUAUGUGUAUAUAUCCAGUAACUAAUUCUGUUUGUAAAGAGAUAUCGAAAUUUGUCUGAAAAUAUUUGUAGAAUAGUCAUUGUAUAUCAUCUUACAAUUUUUAGAUAAUAGACAAUAUCAUAUAUAAUCAAGUGUAAUGUUAUCUUAAUUUUGAAAAGUAUUGCCAUUGAUGAGGCAUAAUUUUUAAGUUAUUGUUCUAAAUUACAUAUUUGACUAAUUCUUGACAAUUAGUGAUCUGUUUAGGAAGUACUUGUUAAAUAUGUAGUGUAUUGCUCUGUUCUCUAUCUUUUUGAUUUUCAGGGAUAGGUUUAAUACAUAUUUGUAGUACACUAUUUUAGUGUAUAUAAUUUCUGUUCAAAGAUCAGUUUUUCCAUAUUUUUUUUAUUUUGUUAUGUACAUUGUAUAUAUAUAUAAAAUAUAUAAAGACUUUAAAAAAAAAAUUAUA
Nezara viridula (southern green stink bug) is the source of this 1969-nucleotide messenger RNA. The record is from the annotation of a GenBank genome assembly. Lineage: Eukaryota; Metazoa; Arthropoda; Insecta; Hemiptera; Pentatomidae.